AUGACGGCGUGCCAUGAUUGGUCCCGACAUCGGUUUCCAAAAUUUCCUUCUCCUUUCCACGCUCCAGACCAAAACUUCCCUCUAACUCUCCUCCCUUCGUUCUUCUUCUUUCUUCUCCAUAAAUUCAAAUAUACUGAAAGAGUGAAGUCAGGCCAAAAUGUUUACCUCCAGCCGCUGAGAAGAAGACCCAAGUCGAACCCGACCCCGUCGUUCCAUCUUCGUUCCAAAGGAGCCCGUUCGUCGCUGCUGGAAAGGUCCUUUUUGUGCGAAUUUUGUCUUCAAAUCCCUGAUUUUCUUCUCUUUUGGUGCAUUCGACGUCAUCCCUUGGAAGAUUUAACAAGCCAAAUACCAAAACCCCCCCUUUUCUACCCAUCUUGUUUCCGCUGCACCAAUAGUGCUCACGGAGUGGGUGCUAGCAAGGAAGGGCCCGCGCCAUUGUCUAGAUUUCUUCCUUCGUUGAUUUUGCUCGAGCUGCUGGAAAGGUACACGCAUCUUGGGCACAGGGACUUGCUUGUCCUGCUUGUUGAUCACAAAGCGAGACUCUUACUUGUCAUGAGCUUGAAUUUUAAAUUGCAUGUACCCAUUAUGGCAUCCGGUAAUCCACCAUUUAUCAUAAGGGAUCAUCUUUACUCCGUAGAUGACAAGUUGAAGAGAGGGAGACCUCCUCCUUUGCUUAAGGGUACCGACGAGGAUGUAAUUAUUGAUGAAGAACCAGCGCCAGAAGCUACUUCAGUGAUUGACCCUGCGUCCGUAUCAAGGUGCUGCAUAGAAAGGGGUCUGUUUCCGGCAGUUCCUUUGUUCUUUCAAUAUCCCUGCAGCACCAGCAAGGGUUGGUCGGAGUGGGUUGAUGCUGAACUGAAGAACCCCAUCUACCCGUGA
Prunus armeniaca (apricot) is the source of this 879-nucleotide messenger RNA. The record is from the annotation of a GenBank genome assembly. NCBI's taxonomy places the organism in Eukaryota, Viridiplantae, Streptophyta, Magnoliopsida, Rosales, Rosaceae.